Molecule: messenger RNA, 5001 nt
Organism: Gallus gallus (chicken)
Lineage: Eukaryota; Metazoa; Chordata; Aves; Galliformes; Phasianidae
Gene: TRIM25
Product: tripartite motif containing 25
Exons: 9
Coding region: 26-1927 (633 amino acids)
Molecular function (GO): protein binding
Source: RefSeq, marked provisional
GCAGCCGGACGGCAGCAGCGGGAGAAUGGCGACGUUGACCAAAGCUCAGUCGGAGCCGAAUCUGUUGGCGCUGGAGGAGGACCUGACGUGCUCCAUCUGCCUCAGCAUCUUCGACGCCCCCGUGACGGUGCCCUGCGGGCACAACUUCUGUGCCUACUGCCUGGAGCAAACCUGGGCCAGCCAGGUGCGGGACUUCAGCUGCCCGCAGUGCCGCACCACCUUCCCGGACCGCCCGCAGCUCCACAAGAACACGGUGCUGUGCCGGGUGGUGGAGCAGCUGCAGGGCUGCGGGGACGGGAAGGAGGACGAUGAGCACGAGGAGGAAGAGCAGGAGGCGGCAGCCCCCAUCUACUGCGACAGUUGUCUGCAAGCGGCCGCCACGCAGACCUGCCUCACCUGCAUGGCCUCCUUCUGCCCCGAGCACCUGCGGCCGCACUACGACAGCCCGGCCUUCCGCCACCAUCAGCUGUGCCCGCCCGUGCGGGACCUGCAGCAGAGGAAGUGCCCGCAGCACAACAAGCUCUUUGAGUUCUUCUGCAGCCAGCACAGCUGCUGCAUCUGCUCGCUCUGCCUGCUGAGCCACAAGCUGUGCCACACCAGCCCGCUGCAGCAGGCCAAAGACAACGCUGAGUCAGCACUGAAGAAGAGGCUGGCAGAGCUGCACAAUCAGAGUGAAAGAUCUGUGCAAGCAAUGAACUCUGUGAAAACAAUCCAAAGACAAGCUGCUGAGACAGCUGCCAGAAAGCGAGAUUUGCUGAGAGCUGAGUUUUUGGAAAUUAAAGCUUUAAUUGAAGAAAAAGAAAACCAGACCCUAAAAGUAUUUAUGGAAGAAGAAAAAAGAGUUUGCAAUAAGUUUGAUUACGUAUAUAAAAUUCUGGGAAAUAAGAAGAAUGAAAUUCAGUCUCUGAGAGACCAGAUUGAGAUGGCACUGACUGAAGGUGAUGACGUUCUCUUUUUAAAGAGAGCAGCAGCGCUGCAACGAACAUCAAUAAAAGAGGCUUUUGUCCCAGUAAUUGAAAUGGACAACAACAUGAUACAUGCUGCUUAUCAGUCUGCCAUUAACCUUAAAGAUGUUGUCAAACUUGCAGUGAAUGUGUCUGUGGAUAAAAGAACGGAUGCAAAACCACCACCUGGGAAAACAAAGCCUCCUUCAGUGCCUUCCCCAAACAAACCCGUUGUUAAAAAAAAGCUUGCUGCAGACUCACGUACCCACAAAGACAAAAUCCCUCACCCAACUAAAACCACUCUGCUGGAGGAGACAGAUACCCAAGACAAAAGGAAUCCUGUUAAACUUGCACCAAGCAUGGGAGCACCAAGCAUGGGAGCACCAAGCGCUGCAAAUGCUGCUAAAGUGAAAGAACUUAUUAGCAGCUUCCUGAAAAAACCCAGAGCGGAGCUUUUGCAGUAUGCUGCUAACGUCACGCUGGAUUUCAACACAGCUCACAGCAAAGUGGCUCUGUCUGAGAGAUACACCAAGAUGUCUGUUUCAGACACCCAACUGAAUUAUAACCACCACCCUCAGCGUUUCACCGACUGCCCCCAGGUGCUGGGGUUCCAGUGCUUCAAGAGAGGCAUCCACUACUGGGAAGUGGAAAUGCAGCAGAACAACUUCUGUGGCAUUGGCAUCUGCUAUGGCAGCAUGGAGCGGCAGGGGCCGGACAGCCGCCUGGGUAGGAACAGCAGUUCUUGGUGUAUCGAGUGGUUUAAUUCCAAAAUUUCAGCCUGGCAUAAUGAUGUUGAAAAGUGCUUACCCAAUACAAAGGCCACUAAGAUUGGUGUGCUGCUCCACUGUGAUGGAGGGUUCGUGCUUUUCUUGACUGUUGAGGAAAAGCUUAAUUUGAUCUAUAAAUUCAAAGCCCAGUUUACUGAAGCUGUGUACCCUGCCUUCUGGUUAUUUUCCAGUGGCACUGUUCUCUCUCUCUGGUAAAUGAAACCAUAAGGCCUGGUGCCUUCACGUAAUUUGCUUGAGUACUGACAUGCAGGUAAUCACUCCUUGCAACAUCUCAUCUUUGUAGCUAUAAAAUAUAUGUUGAAAUCAUAAACAAUUUACAUGCUUGUCUUAGACUAAGCAGUAUCAAAGAUUCUGGGUUGGUUGGGUUUUUUUUUUUUUUGGUGGGUUUUGGUGUUUUUCUGUUUUUUCUUUCAAUGAAAAAUUCAUGACUCUUUUAGGUAGUUUAGGAUAUUGCAUCAUUCUAUGGCCUGCAUUGCUAAAGCCUUUAGACAGUGAUUUAGUAAAACGAUGAGAGUAAAAACCACAGAGAAAGGAUUUGCAAAGACUACACCGUCCUUCCAAAAGCAAAGUUAUGACACAACCCACUAGCACAUGCCUUCAGUAGCUGCUGUAGAUUCUGCAGUUGCUGUAAAGGAUCUCCUGUGUUUCACAGGUAGCAAUAUGACUGUUUGAGAAGGAAAUAGGAGAGAUUCCCUGAAGAGGUGUUUCAGGUUUUGAGGAUGGUUUCAGUUUUGCAUUAACCUUUUCUCUAUAUUCAGACUGUUGUCUAAAGCCAGGAUUUACAAUGUGUGCUCUCAGUGUGCAAUUGCCACUGAGAUGGAGCAGAAUGAACUGUUGAAAGAGGUGAAUUCAGGUCUUGUGACACUCAGUUGUAAAAAUCACGAUGACAAACCUCAUUAGAGACUUUCAGAGCUGAUGGAUAAGACAUGUAUCAGAAUCACCGGGAAAUAAAUGACAGUGAAUGUAUCACAGAGUGUCUUCAGGAAGGUAUCCUGUGUAGCAGUGUGGAUCUGUAAUAGUCUGAUGGCUGAAGCAUUCUGUGUCAUGUUCUGACCCAGAAUACGCUUCAUAUCCUCACAAAGAAGGCUCUUUGGAGUAUUUGUUGUGUGCUGAGGAGUUCAGGGAGUGUAUUUUUGCUUUGCACAGGAGCAUAAAUGUGCUGUUUACUUGAAGCAGUGUCUUCUGUGAUAAAGCUUUUCCUCUUUGUAAGGCAGGAUAUCCUCUCUUGGCAUAUUUUCAUUUGCUUAGUUAGUAGAGACUGGAUUUCCUGCAGGGUGGUUAUGUUACUGUGACUCUGAUUUGAGGAGCACAGUACGUAAACAGUGAUGUUUCCUCUUAGCACAAAAAGGGAAUACAAAUACACUUCCAUCUCCUCUGAGAUGGAUCUUUAAUUCUCCUGGUCUUCUUUGGGUUGUGGUAUGUUUCCAGAAGUCCUCAUCAUGUGCAGAGGAAUCUGUACCUCAACUUUUCUUAAUUACAACUUUAAAACAAUCAGGAGGCAACCAAGGUAUUUGGAUCUCCUAGUUAUCGAGUCUGUACCUUGGUGAUGUCUCUGGACUUACUAUGCUAGCUCUAUUUCUUGGAGUACCCCAUGAAGAACAAGGAAGCUCAUGUGACAGAAUUCUUGGACUCUAGUGGGAUUUAGUAUGUACUGAGAAAUAAAACACAACGCUACUGCUGACAGUUUGAGAGGAACUGUCAGAAUGCUCAAAAGAACCUCUGACUACAUUUCAUGUUAGUCAAAGAGUUUCAUGGGGCAACUUGUAGGAAUUUAGGCUUUGUUGUCUUUGGUUAAUUGGUUUGAAAGCUCAUAGUACUUUGCAAAGGAUAGCAUCAUUCUGAUACUUCCAUUCCUUUGUCCAGAAUGGUAUAUGGAAUUGAUGCUGGAUCUAAAAGUGUGACUGCUGUCUUUGGAAUGGUUGUUCUAUCUCAAGAGUCCCACCCUUCCAAUGCACAGUUACACUGAAACACUUUGACAGGUGAGGAAGGAGGAUGGGUCCUCUUAGGAGCAAAGAGUGCAGUCAGAGCCUCUUUCUCCUGCAUUUCCAGCUCUCCAGCUGUGGGGACAUGAGCAGUUUCAUCUGAGAAAUGCUGUCCAUUGAGCUGCUUAGCCAUGGCAUAGGGCUGCAGACUCACCCAGUGGGAUGCUGAAGGAGUACCCUGCCCCCUUUUUUGGGGGAAAAAAGGUACUCCAGGGGCUCGUGCAGAGGAGAAAUUCCAGCUCUUCGGUUAUCUUCUUGAUCUUUGGGUUUCAAAGGGGUAUCAAUGUUAACCUCUAAGUCUUUGGGCUUGCUUUAGCCCAAAGUGCAUAGAGUGGCAUGGAGUGCGACUCAAGCUAAGGACAGAAGAGCCCUUAUUCUGCCAUGAUGGAUAAGGGUGGACUCUUUAAACAUGACAUCAGUAUGUACCAUGUAAGACAUGUUCUGGUUUACCAUGAGCAUUGAAACAAGCCUGCCAACGUACUAUAGGCAGUUCUUGUUUUUUGCUUUGUUUUUGUGCCAGAAAUGAACCAGAAUGGCAGAACGAGGGCCUCUUAGUUUGGAACAAAAAGAGAAAUGUACAGCUGAGUUGCCACACUUCUGAAAACUGGUAUUUCAGAUACCUCUGGGUUUACCAAAACAUCACGGCUGAUAUAACAUUAAAGCAUUAGUUACAGCAUGAUAACUAAUGGCUCAGAAAAACUAGAGUGGUUUUACUCAGCCAGUAACACUAUCAAAGCUGCAACGGUUUCAAAUAAAACAUAGAUAUAAACAUGGAUUUCAGUUACACUUCUCUAAAGAACCUGACUUAAUCAGUCUGGAAAGAAAACGAAUCCUGGUGUUCAUAAAGCCAUGAGUAUGUUACAUGAUUUGCAUAUUGAUGCCUUAAUCUGUAUUAAUUUUUCUUCAAUGAAACACACCAGUAAAGUACUACAAUUAGAAAAGUAAAUGCUUGUGUGUGUCUAAAUGUGCUGACUGUACUGGCGUCAGCCACUCGCUACAGCAUGCGUGUGAGAUGCGACGUGAUGCAGCAGUUGCAGCGAGGUGUGCUUGUCAGGGCAGCAGACACUGAUUUUAUGCCAUCUGUUUCAUUGCCACGCCUAUCAUCUUUUAGAUGUCAUUGAUCGUUUCAGUUGUCUCAAUGAACUGUUUUUUGUUUUUUUUUUUUUUUGCUUUUAAUUAAAAAAAAAAUAUAUUAAUUGUAAACACAAACUCUGAAGGUUUUCUUCCGUGCUCAGACUUGAAUCGAGCAGCAAGGAAAGCAGAAAUAAAGAUACCACCGUGUUCAAA